UCUCUCUCCUCCCUCGCAGCCUCCCGACCGGCCGACAGCUCCCCGGCGUUCAGCCUUCGCCGCCGCCACCGGCGCCGGCUCCUCCUCUUCGAGCCUCGGAACAAGAUGACAGGCGGGCGGCGGCGCUGGGGCCGGCGGUGGCGGCGCGGAGGCUCCUCGCUCCGGCUGACACGGGAGACGGCAAAAUAAGGUGAAUUGCACAAGGCUCACGGCAAAGGGCAGCGGGCACCACAAAGCAGAAAAUGAAUUUUCCGGCCAGACAUAUGACUGACCUGCCUCCCUCGUUCUUAACACUGAAGCCAGAUUGUUUUAACUAAAGAUGGAAACACUGGAGUCGGAACUGACUUGUCCAAUUUGCUUAGAGUUGUUUGAGGACCCCCUCCUUCUGCCGUGCGCUCACAGCCUCUGCUUUAGCUGCGCCCAUCGCAUCUUGGUCUCCAGCUGCUCCUCUGGCGAGAACCUUGAGCCCAUCGCUGCCUUCCAGUGCCCCACUUGCCGACAUGUCAUCUCCCUUAACCAUCGGGGCCUAGAAGGCCUUAAGCGCAAUGUGACCUUGCAGAAUAUCAUCGACCGAUUCCAAAAGGCCUCUCUGAGUGGGCCCAGUUCCCCUAGUGAGAACUACCGUGAGAGAACCUAUCGCCACAGCCCGACCAUGUCGACAGUGGUGGACCGGAUUGCUUGCCAGUUCUGCGAGCAGGACCCUCCCCGUGACGCCGUCAAGACCUGCAUUACUUGCGAGGUGUCCUACUGUGACCGCUGCCUGCGGGCCACCCACCCCAAUAAGAAGCCAUUCACCAGCCACCGGUUGGUGGAACCUGUGCCGGACACUCACUUCCGGGGGCUGAUGUGCCUUGAGCACGAGAAUGAGAAAGUGAACAUGUACUGUGUGGCUGAUGACCAGCUCAUCUGUGCCUUAUGCAAACUGGUGGGGCGGCACCGGGAUCACCAAGUGGCGUCCCUGAGUGACCGGUUUGAGAAACUGAAGCAAACUUUGGAGAUGAACCUCACCAACUUGGUGAAACGCAAUAGUGAGCUAGAGAACCAGAUGGCCAAACUGAUACAGAUCUGUCAGCAGGUGGAGGUAAACACAGCCAUGCAUGAGGCCAAACUGAUGGAGGAAUGCGAUAAGUUAGUGGACAUCAUCCGCCAGCGCAAGCAAGUGAUCGCUGUCAAGAUCAAAGAGACGAAGGUGAUGAAGCUGAGGAAACUAGCCCAGCAGGUAGCCAACUGCCGGCAGUGCCUGGAACGGUCCACGGUCCUCAUCAACCAAGCUGAACACAUCUUGAAAGAGAGCGAUCAUGCACGGUUCCUGCAAACAGCGAAGAAUGUGGCAGAAAGGGUUGCCAUGGCAACUGCGUCCUCUCAAGUUUUGAUCCCCGAUAUCAAUUUUAACGAUGCCUUUGAAAACUUUGCUUUAGAUUUUUCCAGAGAGAAGAAAUUGCUGGAGGGGUUGGAUUAUCUAACAGCACCCAACCCACCCUCUGUCCGUGAAGAGCUUUGCACCGCCUCCCAUGACACCAUCACUGUCCACUGGAUCUCAGAUGAUGAGUUCAGCAUCAGCUCAUAUGAGCUCCAGUAUACCAUCUUCACCGGCCAGGCCAACUUUAUCAGUCUCUACAAUUCUAUGGACAGCUGGAUGAUCGUCCCCAACAUCAAGCAGAACCAUUAUACAGUGCAUGGGUUGCAAAGCGGCACGCGCUAUAUCUUCCUCGUCAAGGCAAUCAAUCAGGCUGGCAGCCGCAAUAGUGAGCCCGCAAGGCUCAAGACUAAUAGCCAGCCUUUCAAGCUGGACCCUAAAAUGGCUCAUAAGAAGUUGAAGAUCUCCAAUGAUGGACUUCAGAUGGAGAAAGAUGAAAGCUCCCUAAAAAAGAGUCACACCCCCGAGAGAUUUAGUGGAACAGGCUGCUAUGGAGUCACGGGGAAUGUGUUCAUCGACAGCGGCUGUCAUUACUGGGAAGUAACUCUAGGAACCUCCACUUGGUACGCCAUUGGCAUUGCCUACAAAUCAGCCCCUAAGAAUGAGUGGGUCGGCAAGAACUCCUCCUCUUGGGUUUUCUCCCGCUGUAACAACAGUUUUGUAGUGCGGCAUAACAACAAGGAGAUGCUGCUUGACGUUCACCCCCAAAUGAAGCGCUUGGGCAUCCUCCUGGACUAUGACAAUAAUGUCUUCUCCUUCUACGACCCUGCCAACUCGCUCCAUCUCCAUACCUUUGAGAUUGCUUUCAUCCUGCCUGUCUGCCCUACCUUUACCAUUUGGAACAAAUCGUUAAUGGUGGCCACGGGUCUUCCUGCCCCAGACUUUAUAGACUACCCGGAACAGCAGGAAUGCAACUGCCGGCCUCAAGAGUCCCCCUACGUAUCAGGAAUGAAAACCUGCCAUUGAGGACCCAAGAAGACCUGUCUUUUCCAGCCAAAUCUCUGGAGCAAUUGUGCAACUAGACGGGGCAAUGACUUCAUGGGUGUUUGGAGGCAGUCGGCAGCCUGCUAACCUCUCUCUUACUGAAAGUCCACCAUUCAUGGUGCACCCUCUUCAAGGAGUGUGGGUGAUAUUUCAUGGACCAGAUUUUUAAAACUUAAUUUUAUUUUAUUUUAAUUUUUUUUUUUUUUGAUAGCACUACUGAAUUGUCUCCAACGGAGUUGGCGUGUCUUGUUUGUUCCUGACGAGAGGAAGGGUACCAUGGCAGGGUAUGGAGAUGGGUCGUGCCAUCUCAACUGCAUGGGAAUCCAAAGUGCAACAUGGGUUUUGACAGCAAUCCUAGGGGCCCCCAUCAGGUCUAUGGCCUAUCAUCUGGGGAGAAUUGGAACCAAACAAAAUUGGAACCCAAGCCAUUGCCUAGAAAAUACAGAUCUGAGUCACCUAUUACCCCAUAACAAUUGUAUAUGGGGGAGGGCGGGCAGAAUGAAUUUAGCGCUCUGCAAAUGUUCCUCUUGCACAUUAACAGACACAUGGAAAAGGGACUUAGCCCGUAUGCAAUGGCCCUAUCCCCAAAUUUUGUCAUUUGCCAUGUUUCUUCCAAAUCAUGUAUACUCAAGCACAGUGGCUGUAAGUGAGGAUUGGCCCAUAAACCGCUGCAUGUAAAUCAGUUUCCUUUGGCAGAUGUUACACUGAACAUACAGAGGCAUGAGGAGAACAGUGGUGCUCUCUGAGUCCAGCCCACUUUCUUCCAAACCCAGUUUGAAUGAAUAGAAAUAAGACCCACGUAGACCUACUAUAUGCACCCAGCGUGAAGGUGUUGGAAAAGCUUGGCUAACUAGAGCUUUGUUUGUGCACUUUUACACACAGUGGGAGCCCACUGCUGCUGCUGGUGAUAGCAGACUAACUCUUCUUCCUACCCAGAAGUGCCUUCUGGGCAAGGAAUUUUGUAAACAAGUGGAAAGUCCAAGAGCUGUAAGGAAUGCAUUUUAUUCAGAAAAUGGGUGGUGUGGUACUGGCCUAAAAGCUAGAAUAACUUCAGGAUGUUGGCUUUUGAGAUGCAACAGAUUCACGUCUUUGGGUCACAGCAGACUCUGCCUGGGAUUUUAGUAGAAGAAAAGAGGCCAGUACCCAACUCAACCCAACCCAACCCAACCCAACUCAACCCAAUGCAGGAAGUGUAAGAGGAGGGAUUUUAGUUUAGGAGAAUCUUGGAACCAACAGUGUAUUUGGUAAUGUUAGCAUCUCCAGACUGGUGGUAUCCAAAAGGAUUCUUCCAUCUAUUUGUCCCAUCAUCUGAUUCAGAUCAUUUGAUCUGAGGUUGGUUGUCCUUUUUUCUGGGACGAGGCAUCCUUGCUGUUUCCUCCUCUAGAGCUUCCCAUCCUAGUCGAAGCAAGUCAGCUGAUUCAAUUAUGUCCCAGGAGGGACAGACUAAACUUCAGCCUAUUGGAGAGGGGAGAGCAUUGCAAGGGUCCAAAAUGUAUCCAGGAAAUCUCCCAGAGGUGGUUUGGCCUUUUAAUUUAAUCCUGCCCCACUAAAUUGUUAAAUAUUGCACUGCAUAACAUAGGCCAUUGUAACUGCUGAAUUUCUUGGCGUGGCUUGGAUACCUGAAAUGACAGGCAUCCCGUGGAAGGACCGCUUGUGAUAUACGAAAAGAUGGGAACUGUAAUCCCCCAACUGUACACCCCAAACUGGGGGAAGCUGCUUUAGACUGCAGCCCAUUGCCGUGGCUUCCAGAAAAGUCAUACCAGAUCAUUCAGCGCCCGGUUGCAAAAUGGCACCAACUGCCAUACGGAAGAAAGCUUGGUUUCCUUCUUUGUUCAGUAUGCUCAACAUUUGGGCCUUUUCUUCCUUGGGGGAACGUGGCUUCUGAUGCUUUGGGGGUGGGAGGGGUCAAAGAAAAACAUUGGAGAGCAUGAUAUUAUUCAGGUUUGUAUUGAGUUUGCCCUCAGGUUCUGUCAUAAAAUGCAGGGAGAAGUUGACUGAGAUGUUGGCAGAUCAAUUGUAAUUCCUUUGGAAGUUUUCGGUGGGAAGCCUUUGUUACAAAAAAAGUAGCCAUCAUACCACAGUAUUUGAUGUUCUAUAUCUAUGGGCAGGUGCCCUGCAAGGUUUCCUCUACAGCAAUGGUCAAGACUUUUAUGAUUGCUGCUAAAUUUGUCACUCCUGAAACCUGUAAGGUCAGCUACAAAGAUCAAUUUCCUUCAAGUUGCAUGACUGAAAUGGCUCAUUGUUUUAGAGCGAGGGUGGGUUUGUUUUGUUUUGUUUUUUUAAAAAAAUUGGGUCAGUCCAAAGGAGUGGCCUGGAAUAAAUGAGAGGGCAUCCUUACCAUCAAUGAGCUUGUGCCCAGAUAUCAAAAUUCAA
Messenger RNA from Crotalus tigris (Tiger rattlesnake), 4774 nucleotides. RefSeq names its product midline 2 (gene MID2). The record is from RefSeq and is a predicted model, not a curated record. The transcript is spliced from 11 exons. Lineage: Eukaryota; Metazoa; Chordata; Lepidosauria; Squamata; Viperidae. Gene Ontology annotation, molecular function: protein binding; zinc ion binding. The coding region runs from base 320 to 2383 and encodes 687 amino acids.